ACCGCGACUCGAUUACUAAGUACACGGUCCAAUAAUCAGAUUGUAAACAUGUGACGGAAUAAACAAGACGUAUAAUUUUAUACAUAUAUUUAUACAUUCAUCGACAUAACUUAUCGACCAUAUUUACUUCUAUAACGAAAAGUGGAUUAUGUUAAAGUGACUGCAUCCUAUGUGAUAAACACAAAUCUUAUAUUUUAAAAAUUCUGGAUGUUUUUAGAUGUUUUUAGAUUAAGCAUGUUAAAAUAUUCACAUAUUUUGAGGAUACUUAGUUUGUUAUUGAUCAGUCACUGUCUAAGCGUAUCUGCCGACGGAUAUGGUUGUGAGUUACAAUGGCAGCAGCUUCACAGAUCAUGUGUUCAUUUUAUAACAGACAGACCUGGUCUAAAUUGGCAGGAGGCUCGAGAUCAUUGCAAAAAUAUAACAUCUGACCUUUUGAGCAUUGACAGCAGGCAGGAAAAUAAACAGAUCAAAGAGUUAGUGAAAUAUUAUGUUGAAAACUUUGGCUUCCUAGAAUGGUGGAUUGGUAUACGACAGGUCAAUGGAACCUGGCAAUGGGUCGAUGGCGAAGAAGAAUACGCAAAAAUUCCGCCAUGGGCGCCAGCAUCAGAUAGCUAUUCUGACUCAAGAGAAGACAGUAACGUCUUAAGUGAUGAUAAAUGUGCGGUUAUUGACGAUAAAGGAAAACUCAGAGAAAAGUCGUGCAUCAGAGAAAAAAGACCUUUUAUUUGUGAAAAACUCCCAAGUAGGUUAAAGGGUCUAAAUUCACAAAGUUUGUAAAAGAAACAACUUAUAAUUUCUUAUUUAAUUAAAAGGCACAUUAUGCCUCAGAAAUCCACAUUUUUUAUUCUUAAAAAUGUUAAAAAUGUGUUGAAUAGUGGACUCAGAGCAUGUUAAUAUUUUACAAUUCAAGAAAAUAGCGCUGAAUAUGCAGUAAUGUGUCAUAAAGGUAGCAACACGUAAACAAAAUAGUAUUUUUCUUCCAUACAAAAUACUAAUUCAAUAUAUUUAUACCAAUUGCCAACAGAGCAUAAGGAUUAAAAGAUGGCUCAUCUAUACGGCAAAUAAGAAUUUUUUUAAACUGUAACAAGGUACCAAAAAUAAA
Messenger RNA from Ruditapes philippinarum (Manila clam), 1102 nucleotides. Its product is annotated as asialoglycoprotein receptor 2-like. The coding region runs from base 208 to 777 and encodes 189 amino acids. The transcript has 4 exons. NCBI's taxonomy places the organism in Eukaryota, Metazoa, Mollusca, Bivalvia, Venerida, Veneridae. The record is from RefSeq and is a predicted model, not a curated record. Gene Ontology annotation, molecular function: signaling receptor activity.